Corticium candelabrum is the source of this 2151-nucleotide messenger RNA. RefSeq lists its product as uncharacterized. The transcript is spliced from 2 exons. The record is from RefSeq and is a predicted model, not a curated record. Lineage: Eukaryota; Metazoa; Porifera; Homoscleromorpha; Homosclerophorida; Plakinidae. The coding region runs from base 18 to 1214 and encodes 398 amino acids.
UCAUCGAGCAGGUGCUCAUGAGAAGCCUGAAGACCAGCGGGGGUCUCACAAGAGGACGAGGGAUGACCGAGCAGCAACGCUUGACAUGGUUGUUGUCUAAGCCAGCUUGUGCUGACGUGAACUGUGCCAUGCAAGAGCUGACUGGGGUUAGCUACAACACAGGAGAGCAAAACAAAGAUAUAACCAAGGCUAGACAAGCUCGUGACUGGAAAGAUACCCACAAAAUUCUCAAGUAUCUUCGAGAUAUGAACCCCUUCACUUCCGAUACCAGUCUAAAAAGCAUCUCCACAGGAGUACAUGCACACAGCACCGUCAAUGUUGACAAAGCAAAAGAUGUUGGAAAUGCAAUUCUGAUUAGCAUGGAGGGGAAGACUGCUGCAGAAUAUAAUUUCAAGAGGAAAGACCAGGUCAUCACUCUAGACACGAAGAAUGCAGUCAAGGUUGAUGGCAUUGAAGUGCAGAUUGACACACAACUUCUUUUCCAGAGACUCACGAUAAUUGCUGCAAAGGCAACUGAAAAUUUAGAAGAUGUCUUCAGGUAUGAGCUAUGCAGUUAUCCACCAGCCCUCUUUGACUCAUCACUACUUCUUCGGGAGCCACAGAAGCCAGUGCUGGCAAAUGCCAUCUGGAAUCUAUUGGCACCAGACAUUUCUGAGAUAUCUGGAGAAGUCCAGUAUGUGCUGGAUGGCGGUGCGCUCAUUCACCGCAUCCCAUGGACGCGAGGGGCAACUUACCAAGAGAUAUGCUCAGUGUACACAAGGUAUGUCUCAAAAAAGUAUGGAGAAGCAGUUGUCGUGUUUGAUGGUUACAGUGGCAAAUCCACGAAAGACACAACGCAUGAAAGGCGAACAAAAGGGCAUGCUGGAGUAACUGUAGCAUUUACCAGCAAUAUGCAGCUUACAAUGUCGAAGGCUAAGUUUUUGGCCAACAAGACCAACAAGCAGCAGUUCAUCAAAAUGCUCGGAGAUCAACUAGAGAUGAAAAACUGCAAAGUGCAUCAUGCUCCAGGGAAUGCUGAUUUGCUAAUUGUACAAAAAUCAGUGGAGUCUGCUAUAAUGUCGACCACUAUCCUGGUUGGUGAUGACACAGACCUUCUUAUCCUGUUGUGCUAUCACUCAAGCUUGCACUCUCACAGAGUGUUUUCCGACCAGAGCCAAAGAAGAGCACAAAGAAACCGCGCGUGUGGAACAUCCAGGUUGUCAAGGACCAGCUAGGCCCUGAAAUAUGCACUCACAUGCUCUAUCUGCAUGCCAUCCUUGGAUGUGAUACAACCUCCCACCUGUAUGGCAUUGGAAAAGGAACUUCCCUUAAGAAGUUCAAAUCAAGUACACACUUUCAAGAGGGAGCAAGCAUUGGUUUGUUUAUACAAUGGAAAACCUGCAGAAAGACUUGAUUCGCUGCGUUAUACGCAUUUCUGCGAGAAGGUGGCUACUAAAACAUCUCAUAUUCAACCACAGACUCUGCCACCUACUUCAGCUGCAGCAAAGUACCACAGUCUCCGUGUAUACUUUCAGAUACAACAAUGGAAAGGUUCUGGUGUUGUACUUACGCCGGUAGAAUGGGGGUGGAGAGAGAGUGAAGAAGGACUUAAGCCAGUCCAGACUGACUUGCCUCCAGCUCCUGAUGAGCUCCUACGUAUCAUAAGGUGUAAUUGUCAGACUGAUUGCAGUACAUUAAGGUGUACAUGCAAGAAGCACAAUGUGAAAUGCUCCCCUGCCUGUGGCAACUGCAGAGGAUCUGACUGUAUAAACUCAGACUGGCUGACAUAUGAAGAAGGUGUUGAUGUUGAUGAUCAUAAUGAUGAUGAUGAAGAAGAAGACAAUAACAAUGAUUGAAUACAUAAUAAUUAUUGACUAUAGUAACUAUUACAUCUCAUAAAUCUUCUAUCUACUUAUUAUACUAUAGCCUUUACAAUUAAGUAGUUGAAAAAACACGAAAAGUUUAAACUAAUUUACAAUCCUACUAAAACAUUGGUAUAUAUACAAUAAAAGAUGGUGUAGAAUCGGCAAUGAGUAUGUUAGCAGAUGACCACUUUUUUGACACUUUCCCCUGCAGAUAUUCCUUAAGACUUUUAGUAUGUUAUAGAGGACACUUUUCUGUAUACAAAACACUUGAAAAAGUUUGUAUUGCAAUUAGUUUAAGGUUGACUCA